Molecule: messenger RNA, 762 nt
Organism: Glycine soja
Lineage: Eukaryota; Viridiplantae; Streptophyta; Magnoliopsida; Fabales; Fabaceae
Exons: 1
Coding region: 16-546 (176 amino acids)
Source: RefSeq, a predicted model, not a curated record
AGGAACUUAUAGUAUAUGAUCCUGAUCCAAUCCUUGACAGCUAGGAAGCGUCUGAGUCCGAGGGAAGACAUGUUCCCACAAACCCUAAUAUUGUUCUCAGCACUCAUAAUCCUCUUCCAUGGAGAUCUCGUCUUAAGCACAACAGCACCAGAUGAUAUCCACGAUGUUCUCCCUCAGUACGGUUUCCCAAAGGGUCUUCUUCCCAACAACGCGGUCUCCUACACCCUCUCCCCCGACGAUGGCUUCUUCACCGUCCAGCUCGAUGCCCCCUGCUACGUCCACUGGGACGACCAAUUAGUCUACUACCACAGCCAAAUCAGUGGCACUCUCACCUACGGUUCCGUCUCGCACGUGUCGGGGAUUCAGGCCCAGAAACUCUUCCUCUGGCUCCCUGUUACCGGAAUUAAGGUCCACCAGGAUUCCGGCAUGUUAGAGUUCUUCGUUGGAGCUUUGUCCCAGACGCUACCCGCCAGCGACUUCCAGGAUGUGCCUGGGUGCUCCCGCAGAGGAUCGCUGCUCGCUACAAACCUCAUUCUUCCUCUCUGACCGUAUUCAUCUCUGUCUAUUCUCUCCUACUCAUCUUGUUCAACUUCAAAUUAAUUGUUUCAUACUCAAAUACUACCUACUAGCCUACUACCAUGUUAAUGUUAAUUAAAAUUAUAGGGAUUUUCAGAAGCGCGUCCCCUGUUUCGCAUUCAGGGAAUUAAUCCCGUUAAUGUUUGUUUACAUUUUUUGGACUUUAAUAAAUUUACUUUUUUUUAA